Molecule: messenger RNA, 1643 nt
Organism: Ectocarpus siliculosus
Lineage: Eukaryota; Phaeophyceae; Ectocarpales; Ectocarpaceae
Source: the annotation of a GenBank genome assembly
CUCACAGACUAGGUGCGCAGCAACGCAACGUUGUCCAAUUGAUACCUGCUGUGCUUCAUGCCAUGCGUCCAUGGACAGCCCUCGGGCUAAUAGCCUCCAUUGGGGUCGGGUUCCAGAGGGGGUUUGGGUACGCUUUUACCUCGUCCAAGGUCACGUCGUUUCCCAGCUCAAGCAAGGGCACACCCGCCUCCAGCAGGCGCCAUGCCAUGUCCUCUACGCAACUCAGGAUGGCUAGCUCCUUCAACCCAAUUGAGGCGGUGAAAGAAGCGAUGGGCGGAGACGGAAGGGUGAACCCCGUUUACCGCCAGAUGGUGGUGCUGGCCGUAAAGUCUGGAGCUGCAGGGGCAGCUCGGUACUUGAACCCUUCAGGGGAGAGCUCCACCUCCACAGGGAAACGCGCUCUUAAUAAGGCAGUACAAGCCCACGUGGGCCAGUUGAUGGACGCUGUCCUCAGCCCGGCCCCGGACGAAGAAAACGCCGAAGCCAUCAAGAGAAUCUUGGACCGCUGCGAGGAACAGCACAAAGGAGCGGGUGCGACCCUGGCGCUGGGAUACCUGGACACGGUGUGGUGGCUGCCCGCCCCGAUUCGUCCCGCGAUCGGAGCUUUGGCUAUCCUAGCCGUAUACGAGGCGCUCCGGCGGUUCGGCGUUUUCACCAGGUUCGGCAUGGUAAAGCUUCCUGAUACCGAGUUGGCACCCACGGAAACCGUCCCUGAGCCCGUUGAGGGUAUGGAAGACUCACCGAUAUUCAAGGCUGCCCAGUUCGAAACUGAUGCGAGGAGCUUAUCCUACUACACCCUCAUUGGGGCGUUUUUAGUUUCCACGAUGUCCUAUGUUAUUUCGGGAGGUGACGGGCAGGUGGCAUGGAGUGGGAUGCUCCUGCUGACCUUCGUGGCCUUCGAGAGGGAGGUCCUGCACUCGGCACUGUACAGCGAGGCGAUUAUUCGGGUUCAGCCGAUGCUGACGCAGUUAACCUCUGCACACGAAGCUGGACACGUCGCCGCUGCGUAUCUCACGGGUCUCCCUGUGGCUACGUAUACGCUUGGAGGGCUGGGCUCACUACAGCACGGAGACGAGGUUGGAUGUGGUCCUAGCUGUAACAUUAUCAACGCGGAGUUGAGUACAGCUAGAAUAUGGCUUCCGGAAGAGCUCCUCACGGGGCCAGCGUCGGAGCCGGAACCAAGACUCGAAGCGCGUAUGACGUACCCGUGGGAAGAUCCAGCGCGAUUACAGAACUUGGUGGAGCUGGAUUUUUCGUCGUCGGAGAUUCCUCACAAGGAUCGAGUAGCGCCGUUUGAUACAGAGGGGCGACACGCGAUGUCGAAUCGUAUGGCGUUGACUUCGAUGGGCGGGAUCGCUGGAGAGAUGAUGGCGAACGGCUUUGAUGUGGGUGGUGGCGCCGACUAUUUCAACAUGCGCCGGAGAUUCAAGGGCCUUUGGCCCUACAUGUCGCAAGACGACUUGAGGAGGACGGAGAAAUGGGCGUUUCUCGAAAACUUAAAAAUCUUCAAGGCGGAGCGCACAGCCAUGGAACUGUUGGCGAAAAAUAUGCGGGAACGUCGCCCAAUAGGGCGCUUGAUGUUGGAUUUGGAUCGAUCGUUGACAUCCACGGAAUUCGAACUAAGCGCUGCUGAAAGGAGAUGA